GUGCAAUGCAAUAUAAGGCCUAGGCUUAUUGUUUUUCAUUACGGAAAAACUUAGUCAUAUCUCUACAAUAUUUGACGCAUAAAGGUUUUGCAGUUCCAGUUCCAGAUUGUUGACUAGUUAAGCCGUUUUUAGCAGACGAUGGCCAUGAAUUCAGCAGCGAUGUCUUUCCAGCCUGGCACGGGGAGUGUUCCAGCGACCAGAGUGGAAAUCACUGUGUCCUGCAGGGAUCUGAAGGACAAAGAUGUUAUGUCCAAGUCUGAUCCAAUGUGUGUAUUGUAUACAACUCAGCUUGGAUCGAAGGAAUUUGCAGAGUAUGAGAGGACGGAACAUAUCAAGAACACUCUGAAUCCAGACUUUGUGAAGAAAUUCAACUUGACUUACUUCUUUGAAGAGUGCCAGAGGCUGAAAUUUGAAAUAUUCGAUGUUGACUCCCCGAAGCAGAAACUCACAGCUCACGACUUUCUUGGGAAGAUAGAAACGACACUCGGUGAAGUCUUAGGUUCUUCUAAUAAUCGACUGGAGAAACCCUUAGAUGGGGCCGGCAAGAAAGCUGGUAAAAUCAUCAUCUCAGCUGAGGAAGUCAGCGAUUGCAAGACACGUGCAACGUUAAGCUUCCGUGGUCACAAGUUGGACAAGAAAGACUUUCUGGGCAAGUCGGAUCCCUUCAUGAUCUUCUAUCGGUGCAAUGAAGACAACUCGUACACAAUAUGCCACAAGACCGAGGUCAUCAAGAACACGUUGAAUCCAACAUGGCGGCCGUUUCCGAUUCUUGUGAGGGCGCUGUGUAACGGAGACCACGAUCGCACCAUCAAAGUGGAAUGCUUUGACUGGGACAGCGAUGGAGGUAGCCAUGAUCUUAUCGGCAUAUUCACCACAAACAUGAGGCAACUUUCAACUGGAAAACAGAGCUUUGAGUUGAUAAACCCUAAGAAGAAAGCCAAGAAGAAAGGCUACAAACAUUCAGGCACCAUCGAGCUAACCAACUGUGUUGUAGAAGAACAACCUAGCUUCCUAGACUACAUCAAAGGAGGAAUGCAGAUCAACUUCACUGUAGCGAUAGACUUCACUGCUUCCAAUGGUAAUCCAACCCACAGCAAUUCCCUGCAUUAUAUCAACCCAUACCAGCCCAACCAUUACGAGUUGGCCAUCACGUCAGUAGGUGAAGUCAUACAGGACUAUGAUAGUGACAAGUUAUUCCCGGUGCUGGGCUUUGGAGCUAAGAUCCCACCUGAUGGCUCAGUGUCACAUGAGUUUUCUGUGAAUUUCAACCCCCAGACCCCAUUCUGCAUGGGUAUACCUGGCAUCAUGCAGGCCUAUCAGAACUGCAUCAGAAGUGUACAGCUCUAUGGACCAACAAACUUUGCCCCAAUCAUCAACCAUGUUGCAAAGUUUGCGCAAGCCUACAUGGAUGGUUCCAACUAUUUCAUCCUGCUUGUGAUCACAGAUGGUGUCAUCUCAGACAUGGAGAUGACUAAGGAUGCAAUCAUCAGUGCCAGUUCUCUUCCUAUGUCUAUCAUCAUCAUUGGUGUUGGUCCUGCAGAAUUUGAUGCCAUGGAGGAGUUGGAUGCAGACAAGCAGGCGCUGGCAUAUCGAGGCAGAGUAGCAGAAAGAGACAUCGUUCAGUUUGUACCAUUUAGGGAAUACAUCGGUGGUGUCGGGAGCGGCAAUCAGCAUCUCAGUCAGGCCCGCCUAGCCAAGGACGUCUUGGCUGAAGUACCGGACCAGAUCAUCGCCUACAUGAAGAAACGUGGUAUCAACCCUAACCAAUCCCCCACGACGCACACAUCACUGGCUCCAGCCCCAGUGCAGUGAUCAGAUUCAAUAUUGCUUCACAAGUUCAGAGUAAUAACAUGACUCCUGGAUCACUUGCUGAAUUUGUAUAAAUAGUGUUAUAAAAAUGAGAAAGGCAAAUGCCAAAAAUGGAUAAGAGCUUCCAUGUACAUGCACAUUGUAUAUCUGCCAUGCUGGCAACGUCAUGAAAUGUACGUGUUAUAGAUAGUAUAAUAAACCCAUCAGUACCUGUACUGCAUUGUACUACACUACAUUGUGUUGAUGAAUCCGGUUUGGCCAUUUUUGGAUGGAACAUGUACAUGGAGUAACAGGUCGGGCAGUGAACAGACUAGUAGGUUAAUUUAGCAAUAGUUUAGAAUUAGUGUAGGAGAGAAGUUGUUAGGAGAAAGCAGGGAUAGUUUUUUAGUUCAUUUUGUACAGUAACAUGAAGAUCAAACAUGAUGAAGUAAUCAAAUGUGGCUUGAAACAUAACCUUUAGACAGACUGGGCUAAGUCUAAUCAUUUUAGAACCCAGGAAAAUCUUUCACUGAAUGUAAUUAAAACAAAUAAAUGUCUGCUUAUGAUUGCCUUGUAAUGAAGUCAUCUAUUUUCUAUAAUUCUACAUGUAUAGUUUUUCUAUUCUAUCUUCUUAAACUAAAUGUGUAUCUAAUCAUGGCAAAUGAUUAAAAUUUAUGUCAAUAUAUUCUACAUGUAUGAGAAUUUGCCUGCACUUAAUUAUGUGAUAGAUUGAAUGUAGUUCUGUCUUCUAGAUCUCUGUCUGACUUUAUUUGCUAUAUAGUCUGUUUGGAUGUGGAUUUGUUUAUUUGUAACUUUUUUAAGAGGAAAUAUUUUACUUCCUAUUGAACUCAAAACAGCCUUGGAAUACAGCCUUAUUAAAAAUAUAUCAGAACGGUUUGAAUUCAAUACAUUUAAAAAAUGGUGAAAAUCAAGGGAUGAUAGAGCUCCAGCACAGUGUCCCACAGACUGUAGAUUGGAACUUGAGCAUCAGUGUUGCCUUCGAUUGUUUCAAUUUGGUGCUGUAUGAGAGAGCGACACAUCGGGUUCAGCUCAAUUUGUGUGCCUACAUGUGCAAAAUGUACAUGCAUGCACAUGUUCUUGUCCAUACUUUUACUUUGAAAUUCAUUGACUACAUUGUAUAUG
Messenger RNA from Patiria miniata (bat star), 2931 nucleotides. Its product is annotated as copine-8-like. Gene Ontology annotation, biological process: cellular response to calcium ion. Gene Ontology annotation, cellular component: plasma membrane. Lineage: Eukaryota; Metazoa; Echinodermata; Asteroidea; Valvatida; Asterinidae. The transcript has 17 exons. Gene Ontology annotation, molecular function: calcium-dependent phospholipid binding. The coding region runs from base 139 to 1812 and encodes 557 amino acids. The record is from RefSeq and is a predicted model, not a curated record.